Messenger RNA from Pelodiscus sinensis (Chinese soft-shelled turtle), 3651 nucleotides. Lineage: Eukaryota; Metazoa; Chordata; Testudines; Trionychidae. The record is from RefSeq and is a predicted model, not a curated record.
CCUCUUCCUCUCUUAUUGCCACUGAGUUGCGCUUCUCCUCAGGCUGCAGGGAGGAGCCGCCCGGCGCGAGAAGCAGCCCGGCGCUUCACACUUCCCUGCGAUCCCAGUCCUCCGCCUGGAUGCCAGUCAGAGCCGCUAACCCGCCAGGCAGCAACGUCCCAUUUGCAGGUGCCCGGCCGUAGCCAGCCGUGGUGCCCUGCACUCUCCCCCUACACAGCAGAUCCCCCUCCUCCCGGACCCCUCCCGAGGAGAAAUCUUCCGGGAGCUCCAGAAGCCUCCAGGAUUUGUUGCUGUUGUUGUCAGUUGGCUUUCUAGACUCUUUGGAAAUGGCAGGGGCAGCGACGCCUGGGAAAGGAGCGACUGUGGGAAAAGGGAGAGGAAACCAGAGCUAAAUGACAGGAUGCAGGCGACUUGAGACACAUACACAAAAAGAAGCGUCUCUGCCACCCGGGACUCAGCUGCUGCUGCGGACCGAGCCUUCUGCUCCCCUCUCCUGCCGGAGGAUUUAAGAGCUGAGAGGAGUUGUGUGCUGUGAGGAGUGAGGAGUUUUUUCCCCUCUCUCUCCUUCUACAAUCAGAAAGGAAGAUGGAUUGGGGACUUCUUUUGCAAUAUGCAGCCCUCACCUUCACCCUAGCCAGGGCUUUAAGGAGCGAUAAAUGUGGUGAUACUAUAAAGAUUGAAAAUCCUGGAUACCUUACUUCUCCUGGCUAUCCUAAUUCCUAUCAUCCAAGCCAAAAAUGUGAAUGGCUGAUUCAGGCUCCUGAACCAUACCAGAGAAUUAUGAUCAACUUCAACCCUCACUUUGAUUUGGAGGACAGAGACUGCAAGUAUGAUUACGUUGAAGUGAUUGAUGGAGAUAAUGCAAAUGGGCGUGUAUGGGGAAAGUACUGUGGAAAAAUUGCUCCUGCUCCUCUGGUGUCUUCAGGACCAUUUCUCCUUAUUAAAUUUGUUUCUGAUUAUGAAACUCAUGGAGCAGGAUUUUCCAUUCGCUAUGAAGUUUACAAAAGAGGCCCUGAAUGUUCCAGAAAUUUCACUUCACCAAGUGGAGUGAUAAAAUCUCCAGGAUUCCCUGAAAAAUAUCCAAAUAGCCUUGAAUGCACAUACAUUGUCUUUGCACCAAAGAUGUCAGAGAUUAUUCUGGAAUUUGAAAGCUUUGAACUAGAACCUGAUUCAAAUCCUCCAGGAGGAGCGUUCUGUCGAUAUGACCGACUGGAAAUCUGGGAUGGAUUCCCUGAGGUUGGCCCCCAUAUAGGGCGGUAUUGUGGACAAAAUACACCAGGCCGAGUGCGCUCUUCCACUGGCAUCCUUUCAAUGGUUUUUUAUACCGACAGUGCAAUAGCAAAAGAGGGAUUCUCAGCAAACUACAGCAUCUUACAGAGCAGUUUCUCAGAAGAUUUCCAGUGUAUGGAACCACUUGGUAUGGAAUCAGGAGAAAUUCACUCUGACCAAAUCACAGUCUCCUCCCAAUAUAGCACCAACUGGUCUUCAGAAAGGUCCCGUUUAAAUUAUGCUGAAAAUGGAUGGACCCCUGGAGAAGAUACCGGUAGGGAAUGGAUACAGGUAGACCUAGGCCUUCUCCGAUUUGUCUCUGGCAUUGGGACCCAAGGAGCCAUCUCAAAGGAAACUAAGAAAAAGUAUUAUGUGAAAUCAUACCGAGUAGAUAUCAGCUCCAAUGGAGAAGACUGGAUUACAGUUAAAGAGGGAAAUAAAGCUUUGGUAUUUCAAGGGAACGUCAACCCCACUGAUGUUGUUUAUAGGACUUUUCCCAAGCCAGUGUUAGCACGAUUUGUUCGAAUCAGACCUGCAAGCUGGGAAAAUGGUAUAUCACUGAGAUUUGAAGUUUAUGGCUGCAAGAUAACAGAUUAUCCAUGCUCUGGGAUGCUAGGUAUGGUGUCUGGACUCAUUACUGACUCUCAGAUUACAGCAUCUAGUCAAGUUGAUCGAAACUGGAUACCAGAAAAUGCUCGUCUUAUAACAAGCCGCUCAGGCUGGGCACUACCACCAACUACCCACUCAUAUACGAAGGAAUGGCUUCAGGUAGACCUCAGUGAAGAGAAAGUAGUGCGGGGCAUAAUUGUUCAGGGAGGCAAGCACCGAGAAAACAAAGUGUUCAUGAAAAAAUUCAAGAUUGGCUAUAGCAACAAUGGAUCUGAUUGGAAAAUGAUCAUGGAUGCCAGUAAGAAGAAGAUAAAGACUUUUGAAGGCAACACCAACUAUGAUACACCAGAGCUACGGACUUUUGAACCUAUAACAACCAGAUUUGUUCGCGUCUAUCCUGAGAGAGCCACACAUGGAGGACUGGGACUGAGAAUGGAACUACUGGGCUGUGAAUUUGAAGCACCUACAUCAGUCCCUACCACUACAGAGGGCAAUCCUGUGGAUGAGUGUGAUGAUGACCAGGCAAACUGUCACAGCGGAACAGGUGAUGACUACCAACUGACAGGUGGUACUACAGUGCUGACUACAGAAAAGCCGACAGUAAUAGACAGUACAUUACAGCCAGGGUUGCCAGCAUAUGGUUUCAACUGUGGAUUUGGCUGGGGAUCCCACAAAACUUUGUGCCACUGGGAACACGACAGCCAAGUGGAUUUAAAGUGGUCAGUUCUGACUAGCAAAACCGGGCCUAUUCAAGACCAUUCAGGCGAUGGCAAUUUCAUUUACUCACAAGCUGACGAAAACCAGAAAGGCAAGGUUGCACGGCUGCUAAGCCCUCUGAUUUACUCUCAGAACUCUGCACACUGCAUGACUUUCUGGUAUCAUAUGUCUGGGCCCCAUGUUGGCACCCUGAAGAUCAAAUUGAGAUACCAAAAGCCAGAUGAAUAUGAUCAGGUUCUGUGGACACUGAGUGGACAUCAAGGGAACUGCUGGAAAGAAGGACGCGUCCUUCUUCACAAGUCUGUGAAACAUUAUCAGGUUGUUGUCGAGGGAGAAAUUGGAAAAGGACAUGGAGGAAUUGCUGUAGAUGACAUUGAUAUUGACAACCGUAUAGCACAAGAGAAUUGCCAAAAAUCAACUGAUGUGGAGAAUGAAAUAGAUGAAGAAGACUCAGAAAUUAAUCAAACAGGGUUUACUCCUCAGAAUCCUGAGAAUGAAGACCACUACAAUGAUAAUGUCGCCAGGAAGCAAGGCAAUGUGCUGAAGACCCUAGAUCCCAUUCUUAUUACUAUUAUAGCCAUGAGUGCAUUAGGGGUACUUUUAGGAGCCAUCUGCGGAGUGGUCUUAUAUUGUGCUUGUUGGCACAAUGGAAUGUCAGACAGAAACUUAUCUGCACUGGAGAAUUACAAUUUUGAACUUGUGGAUGGUGUAAAAUUAAAAAAAGAUAAACUAAACACACAGAAUUCUUAUUCGGAAGCAUGAAAGUAAAAAGUGACUUAAGAAGUUUCAAGAGAAUUGGAAUGGAAGGACAUAUCUUGAUUGUGCUGGGGAACUGUCUAUCUUCUUUUACUGUAUAGGCUGAAAAGUGCGUUGACGCUGAGCCAAGCUUUUCUCAGGAGCUUCAAUGAGUGUAACUGAUAAACAUGGACAAUAAUCUGUGUUAAUCUGAAUCAUGUACAGUCUGCUUUUCCUGUUGGUUUUAUUUGGAAUAAUCAAAUGCUGGUGUUGAGACCAAGUAUGAUUGACUUAUAGUUCAUUUUGUCUUUCUUUUUUUCC